AUGUCAGUGAUGCACUUAAGAGCCGACCGGCUACUAUCGGACACGCAUGGACGAGUUCCUCCACAAAUUUACCAAAUUUGCUCCCGUAUAGGGGACGAUGAGUUAUUAGUCUCGAUUGAGGAGUUUGUGGAAGCUUAUUGCGAGAGAAGGACGCUUUCACUGUUGCGGAGGACAUGCGACAAAUGCAACAGCGAAUAUCAGCUUGAGCUGCGUGAAUUCGGUAAAUUUAAUAUCGCUUUCUUGAUGACAAGAUGGAUUAACCUUGGUUCUGGACGAACCCCGGAUGAUCCCCAAUGGAAGGUCCAUUCGUUCGGGUUACAACACGUUCCCUUCACCCUGGGUUCUGAAUAUAUGUUUUCAAGCCCUCGAUUUCUCUUUGAAGCUUCACCUACUACGUCGUUCGAAGCAUUGCGCACUCAAAACCUGGGCUAUCUAACUGGUCGAGAGUAUCGAAAUGUGAUGAAGAAACUCAGCCGGUCUCCACCAUCCUGGGGUCUAUGGCAUGAGCCAGUAUGA
Messenger RNA from Penicillium egyptiacum, 516 nucleotides. The record is from the annotation of a GenBank genome assembly. NCBI's taxonomy places the organism in Eukaryota, Fungi, Ascomycota, Eurotiomycetes, Eurotiales, Aspergillaceae.